GGAAGCGGAAACCAGCCGAGCCGUGCCGCCUUCCUGCGGGCCUGGCCGUGCCGAGCCGUGCCGGCAUGGGCGAGAGCACCAGCCCCAUCAGCGUCAUCCUGGUGAGCUCGGGCAGCCGCGGCAACAAGCUGCUGUUCCGCUUCCCCUUCCAGCGCGGCGCCGAGCACCCCGCUGCCCAGGCCAAUAAACCAAGGAGUCGAUAUGCUGUGAAUAGCUCUGGUGACACCUCAGAGGAUCAAGAUGGGGACUCCAGAGACCAAUGUCCUCUAACUGAUGAGCAAUUGGUUUCAGGGUUUUCAGAUGUCAUCCUGGCAACGAUUUUGGCUACAAAGUCAGAUAUGUGUGGCAAAAAAUUUGAACUGAAGAUUGAUAAUGUUCGCUUUGUUGGCCACCCUACAUUGCUUCAGCAUGCCCUUGGGCAGGUAUCCAAAACUGAUCCCUCGCCAAAGAGAGAGAUGCCCACUAUGAUUCUCUUCAAUGUGGUGUUUGCCCUAAGGGCCAAUGCAGAUCCAUCAGUGAUAAACUGCUUACACAACCUUUCCCGUCGAAUCGCCAUCGUCUUGCAGCAUGAGGAGCGCCGCUGCCAGUACCUGACCAGGGAGGCCAAGCUGAUCUUAGCUAUUCAGGAUGAAGUGUCUGCCAUGUCAGAAACCACAGAAGGGCCACAGUCACCUUUUCAUCAUAUCCUGCCCAAGUGCAAAUUGGCCAGAGAUCUCAAAGAGACUUAUGACAGUCUCUGUACAACAGGAGUGGUCCGAUUACAUAUCAACAACUGGCUGGAAGUGAGUUUCUGCCUGCCUCAUAAAAUCCAUUAUGUUGCAACAAACUUUAUUCCUCCAGAAGCAAUUGAGAGAAGCCUGAAAUCGAUCAGGCCUUACCAUGCCUUAUUACUUCUAAAUGAUGAGAAGUCGUUGCUUAAUGAGCUCCCAUUGGACUGCUCUCCUGCCCUGGUGAGAGUAAUUAAAACUACCUCUGCUGUGAAGAAUUUGCAGCAACUGGCUCAAGAUGCUGACUUGGCAUUGCUGCAGGUUUUUCAGCUUGCUGCACAUCUUGUUUACUGGGGAAAAGCAAUUAUUAUUUAUCCGCUGUGUGAAAACAAUGUCUACAUGCUUUCUCCAAAUGCCAGUGUCUGUCUUUAUUCUCCAUUAGCAGAUGCAUUUUCUUGUCAGUUUCGGGGCCACAAUCUGCCAUCGAUGCUUUCCAAGUUCUCCCUCCCAGUGUCACUCUCAGAGUUCAAGAAUCCACUUGCACCGCCUGUUCAGGAGACUCAGCUCAUUCAAAUGGUGAUAUGGAUGCUCCAACACCGGCUUCUUAUUCAGCUUCACACUUACGUCUGUCUGAUGGUGCCACCAAAUGAGGAGGAUUUCCGGGCCCAGGAUGAAGACAUGCCCUUUACUGCCAGAGUUGGAGGCCGAAGUUUAAGCACCCCCAAUGCUCUCAGCUUUGGCUCUCCGACUAGUAGUGAUGACAUGACUCUGACAAGUCCUAGCAUGGACAAUUCCAGUGCUGAGUUGAUACCUGGUGGGGACUCACCCCUAAAUAAAAGGAUGACAGAGAAUCUCCUAGCAAGCUUGUUGGAACACGAGCGGGAAGCUAUCCUCAAUGUCCCUGCUGCCCAAAAUCCAGAAGAUCUUCGCAUGUUUGCAAGGCUGCUGCACUAUUUCCGAGGACGACACCAUUUGGAGGAGAUCAUGUACAACGAGAACAUGCGUCGCUCCCAGCUGCUGAUGCUGUUUGACAAAUUCCGCAGUGUCCUGGUAGUGACCAGCCACGAGGACCCGGUGAUUUCAGUUUUCCAGUCAGUCUUAAAAUGACUCUACUGGCAAAAACCUGCCACACGCUUGGUGUUCUAGGAGAUGCUUAAAACAUAAGAGAUGAAUUCAAUUCCUUCUUGCCACAUGACACAGAGCAGGUUCUCUCCCUUCGUGCCUCCAUUUCCCAUCUUCAUCCUGUGGUUACAGCUGAGGCCAGUCUAUGUGAGGGGCUCUGGGGCCUGCUGCAGGACAGCGUGUGCUUGCUCAGCUUGGAUUCCUGCCGUGCCACCUGCACAGCAGGGGAGCUGCUGUGUCACUGUUUUCCUACUCCUUCACCAGGGAUUGUAAGUGUGGUCCAAGAAGAUUUUUAACAGCAGUGUUACUGACAGUACAUUUGGGUGGAUGUUUUGCAGGAGAAAUGCUUUUUCUGCUCUCCGGCAGUGUGACCGCUGGGUCAUUUAGCCGUGGGCACCGUUCGUGGGCAGCCUCUCCCUACGGCAGACCGUGCUUGGCUUUGCUCAAGGGCAGAGCAGAGUUGUCCUGGCUUUUAGGGACAUGUCCCUGGGUGCUGAGGAAUUCUGUUUGAUCAUCAUUAUCUGGCAGCAGUGGGGACAUAACUAAGAAUGCAAAGUAUCACAAGUAAACAGUUUCAUGAAUGGAAAUGACUUGCUUUGUUAUGGCUUGCUGCUUCCUCUCCCCAGUAUCCUUAUUACUAAGUGUCUGUGGGGACCCUGUUGUCACAAGGCAGCCUGUUUGCAGAUUUGCAGGUGUGUUUUUGACUGGGGCAGGAGGAGCUUGGUUACAGAGCAGGACUGAAAUUGUCUGGCCAUACUGCAGGUGCUUGGCUGUAUUUGUUCCACAAAGCUGCAGGCUGCUGCUUGCCCCUCUGGGGCCUAGUUUGUGGCUCCGUUCCCCUCCCUGCAAGCACUGCUGCAGCUGCAGGGCAGCAGACGAGGGAGCUGGCCUGGGUUAAAGCCAUCCAGCUGAAAACCAACACACAGGGCUGGACGUGGCUGUGCUUCCUUACCCAGUUCAGCAACGCUUGAGCAGCUCCCCACAGCUGCUCACCAUGGCGGGGUCCAAGGCGGCAGCAAGGCAGGGACGUUCUGCCAUCAGCUGCAGCAAAGUGCCCGUUUCACCUCUUCCCCUAAGGGCAACGCUGAGCUCCAGCUGCUGCAUGGGUGAAGGCAGAGAAGGCCCAGGGGCCGGGGCUAGGAGAUGCUGAGCUCUUGGGCACCCCUACAGCUCUGCUGUGCAUCCAGGAAAGGGCACAGGGGCAACUUUUGCUUCCGUGGUGGCGGCUUCCAGGGACACGUGGUGUGUACAGACCACCAGGCUCCUCUUGAAGACCUUCCUGUAUACCGCACAGAUCACACACACAAGCUUGAACUUUUCCCCAGAGCUGCAGGACUGUGAGAGCGGCUUCACUUGCCCACACGGCAGGGGUGAAAAACGCGUUGCCCAACAUACCCACCACCAGCAGGGCGCAGCUGCACCGAGGGAGCCCAGGGCCCACAGCGUGCUGGAUACCUGAUGACAGCUACUUCAUGCCAGUCCCUUUUGUGUGUUUCCCUUUGCGGCUGCAAGCAAGGAUGUUACAGAAGGACAAAAGUGAUGCCUGAGCUAGAAUCAGCACGACGUUGCUGCAGGGCCCCUUGGCCCAUCCAGUCCCCAGCAAAUGCAUCUCGGGGCGUUAAUGAGCUGGACAUAACUAAGCCCCUUUGGAGGAGCAGGGCAAGAGUCUUCUCAUGUGAUGGGGGGGUUUGGAAACUUGAACUUUUUCUUGCAUGUGAAUCCUGAAGGUGGAGAGGAAUCCCCGUCAUCUCCAUUUGUGGUCAUAGGGAUGAUGCUGACACAGACUGCUAGCUGAAGCCAAGUGCCACACGGCACUGAUGGGAUGUGGUCACCUGAGCCCAAGCCCGGGGACACAGAAACAUCCUUCAUGUUGGGAUGCUGCCUCACUCACCAGGAACAACUGUGGGAUUCCGAGGAGCUGCUAAUUACACUACUUGCCUUCAUCCAUCACAAAUGCAAGUGGAAACUGUGGUUACAUGUGAAUUAAAGCAAGUCCUUGGGAGCUCAUGUGAAGAAAGACAAGCCCUCAGAGAAACUCCAGGUGCUCCAAAGCAUCCACACAGCAGUGGCAGGGUGUACCUGGCACUUGUCUCCGGCUGCUCUUUGUGCGUUUCCACUAGGAAGUUUUCCAGCUCUUUCUAGCUGUGCGCAACACAGACCCUGCUCUGCUCCAAGCCAGCAGCCCCUGAGCGUGAGAGCAACGCCACAAGAGCUUUGGGAACAGCCAGCAGGCAGGAUAUGAGUGCAGGGAUGCCUUGAUGAGCUACUGCUUUCUCUGCCCUCCCAGCCCGCAGGCUGGCGCUCAGGACCCUCUGAGUGUAUUUGCGUAUCAGAAGUUUUACUUUAACUACCAAAUAGUACCUGAAUCCUGGCUCACCUCCUGCCUGCUGGAGUGCUUGAGCCUUCCUUCUUCCCUUUCUGCAGCCUGCCACUGCGAGCUCGUGGGGUCACCUGGCUUCAGCAGCAGCCUGACACAGACACUGCCACCGCCACACCAUCAGCGCAGCUCGGGUCCUCUGCUCCAGUCCAGAGACAGUGUAUUUACCUCCCAUGCCUCACAGAGUGACUCCAUGUACUGAGCAGAGUUUAGAACUAAAAGCUGGGGUCUGGCAGCAAUGCAGAGGCCAAUUCUCUCCCUGGGCAGCUAGAAAUCAUGAAAUGAUAAUGAAGUCCCACACCCGCGCUGUGCAGCUUGCUUCUCCCUCCCUGGAUCAACUCCAGCUCUCAUUCUUGGAAACAGCUCCUGGCUGCUGUAGAGACGUUUUCUCCUCUCUCCACCCAUCUGACUCACUGCUCUCAAAGCACUUCCUUCAAAGUCCUGGUCUAGGAUCCAAAAGUUAGGGAGAAGUCCACCCUGUGUGACCCUGAGCCUGGGUAGAGAAAUCACCAGGAUCCUGAUUUUACACGAGAUUAUUUCAGAUCUGGCAGCAAAAUGCUCACAUUGGCAAAUGCCUGAGGAAAAAAAAAAAAAAUCACAGCAAAGUCAAAGAGAAGCUUGACUGGCAUUUAUUAUCUUCCUGAAGCAAGGGAAGCCCAGCAUCCCUCUUAGCCCUUGGGAAGGCUCUUUGUGCUAAGAUUAUUCUGCUGUUGCCAAGAUUCGCGGUAGGAUUCAUGCACGCUGAAGGACAUUGCUUAUAUUUUUCUAUAAACUUUUCUUCCUCUAUCUUUUAUGAUUCCUCCAAAAACACAAUGCAGUGACACACUCCAUGGCUUCAGGCAGUACCAGUCUUGACAGUAAUGGGAAAGGCCCCUUCCAGUAUAGUCCCACGAUUCAGCUUUCUCUUGGUGAUGUACACAAAGAUUUCCCCUUCCUCUGUGACAGAAAAUACGAGACCACCCUUCAGCUCGUUACAGUUUUAUGAACACAAAACCACAACCAAGUGGACUCGGCUGAAUACACAAACAGCCUCAACUUCUCGCCUCAAUGUGGCGAGGCAACGUGCUACAGCUGAAAUGCUUUUGCCAUCUGUUGGCAGCAUCACAUUGGGCUGAGGACUUACUGUUGAGGACACUGCAGUGGUGGUGGGUCGUGCAGUAAAACUUGCUUUUGUAGCUGCUCUGCCACACAUCUCUGGCAGCACAGCUCUACUGGUGACACGCCUCUUCCUAUCCCUGAGCUUAAAGUCUCGCAUAAACCAAAUACAAAAACCAGAAGAUGUUUAUCCCAAGUGGUAGGAAAACAGACAAUGCUACGAGGCUACAUAUGAAAAAAAAAGGGAGCUUUAAAGAGCGAGAGGCUCAAGAGCCAAAUACCUCAUUCCUGAGAAGGUACGCAGAGGGCAGCAAGGAAGAGAGGCAUAUAAAAGCUUGCACACAUGCUACUGUCUUAGAUCCUGAGCUGUUUAAGAAGCAAAAAGCUGCCUGCACAAUUCAAGUCAGAGUUUAGCUGUUGUCUGCUGCAACAGUCUGACCUGUGCUGCUUGCCUGGUCCCAACAGCGCAUGUUUCCGGGACAGCCCUGUGUAGCAGCUAUGCCAAGAAGGUAGCAAAACACAGGCAACACAGGGAGCACGGCGCUUUGAUCUUCCUCCAGGGCAAGUACAGCUGCUUUCAUUAAGUUAACAGCUCCACAUCAGUGCUCAGUUCAGGAAGCUGAGCCGCAGCAGGACAGCAGCCAGUGGCUAUCUUGAAAUGCGCCCCUUCCUCAUCAGGACCCUGCUGUGGAAGCAGCACGAGGGCUUGCCAGCAAUGCAGAACUGGUCAGUUUGACCUGAGCCAGCACAGUUACAGCAAGACAAGGUCUCAGCAGGGGCACAGAAACGCUGAGGAAAAGCAGUGGUUGAGACAACAGAAAUUUGGAUACUGAACAGGCGUUUCCAGCAUGAGGGCCAGAUCACGCUACUCCAGCUGGUAAACGUGGCCACCCGAUCGGAAAGACCAAAGCAGGGCACUGCUGGGGCAGCAAACCUAAGGCUGCAAAGCAAAAUCUGCUGGGCAUUUCCUCCUGCACCCCAAUCCUGCAGAGUACAGAAAACUCACGUAAAGGCCUCAGUCACCAUCAAAAGCUUUCCUUCUGACCUCACAGUCAACUUGCCAUAGCAAAACAGGCCUAAAUGAAUAAUUGAUUAUGCAAAAGUCAUCGUGCAGUACCUGCUGACAGCUGUGGUGCCCAAGAACAGACAGGGAACACAAAUACUUCCAGGGUCUGUUCUUACACUUACAUCAUCUCAGACUCUGUGUCCCCACAACACCAUAUCAAGGUUGCAGAGCAGACAGAGGCUGAGUUCAUUUCUUUUUAGAGCACAGGAAGAUCCUGGCAAAGACAGGUAAUAACUUACUAACGGAUCUUUUUGUUUCCUACAAAUUCUCUCUUUGCUUUAGUGCAGAGACUCACUGUCUUGGGCAUUGCUUAGGGAACAAAACGUCUGGUCAGACACAUGGGGGAAUGUACUAAUGCAACACAAAUAACAUAAGAAACUAAAAAUAAAGCUAAGAGCUCAGCUAAAUCUUCAGAUUUCCAAACAGCCUAACUUUUAAAGGUGUGGCUUGGAGCUAUUUAGGAAGAGGGAUAUAAAUUCUUUGUUAGCCAUAAUCACAGAAAAAGCAGAGACCCCAAUCUCCAAAUUCCAUCAAAACAGCGAGCUCAUUGACUGUUUUGCUACAAAACUAAACAUAGGUAUAUAAGGGAAAAUUUCCAAAAGCAAAGAUUUCAAAGAAAUCUUUUAGAAUUCAAAGGCUAAGCUUUUUUUUUU
Anas platyrhynchos (mallard) is the source of this 7020-nucleotide messenger RNA. It is a transcript of the gene NPRL3, whose product is annotated as NPR3 like, GATOR1 complex subunit. Gene Ontology annotation, cellular component: GATOR1 complex. Gene Ontology annotation, biological process: negative regulation of TORC1 signaling; positive regulation of autophagy; cellular response to amino acid starvation. NCBI's taxonomy places the organism in Eukaryota, Metazoa, Chordata, Aves, Anseriformes, Anatidae. The record is from RefSeq and is a predicted model, not a curated record.